This is a messenger RNA of Durio zibethinus, 619 nucleotides long. Its product is annotated as 10 kDa chaperonin, mitochondrial-like. Lineage: Eukaryota; Viridiplantae; Streptophyta; Magnoliopsida; Malvales; Malvaceae. Gene Ontology annotation, molecular function: protein-folding chaperone binding; metal ion binding; protein folding chaperone. Gene Ontology annotation, cellular component: mitochondrion. The record is from RefSeq and is a predicted model, not a curated record.
CGACGGAAACCAUAAAUUCAUCUUAAACCCUACGUCUCCACAUUCUUCAUCCCCUGCGCAGAAAAAAAUUUCUGGUACUCGUCAUUCUAUUUUCUUUGUUUGUCUCAGGAAGAGCAUGGCAAAGCGUUUGAUUCCAUCAUUUAAUCGCAUUUUAGUUGAGAAAAUAAUCCCUCCUUCUAAAACCAACUCGGGAAUCUUGCUUCCUGAGAAGACCGCCAAGUUGAACUCUGGAAAAGUGGUGGCAGUGGGACCAGGAGCACGGGACAGAGAUGGGAAUCUUAUCCCUGUGAAUCUAAAGGAAGGAGACACAGUUCUUUUGCCUGAAUAUGGAGGCACCCAAGUCAAGCUUGGUGAAAAAGAGUAUCACCUAUACAGAGAUGAUGAUAUCUUGGGAACACUUCAUGACUGAUUUGAUGAAACAGCGCCAUUUUGGAGAAUUGGAUUCUCAUUCAAAUGUGGAACAAGUGUUUGUCUUAGAAUUGUGACUGUUUUAGUGGUUUUAUCCAUGUUAGAACUUUCAUUGUUUUGGCAUUUUGGAUAAGGAAUCUUUUCAUGAACCGAAUUUUCUCAUAUGAAAAAUGUUGCUAAAAUCUUCCAUCAAUCAUAUAUUUUUCCUCCA